UUGAAUUAUUUUAGAAUCCCUAUCCCUAUAUACGAUGGGGGGAAAGAAAAAUACUCGGGUCAAUUGGAAGGACAGCUAAGCUCUUACAGUUUCACGGAAUCCACGGUGCCCAAUUUAUCCAAUCAAGAAAAUCCAGACCCUUCUUUCAUCAAAUUACAUACACACAGUCGAUCCGUAUUACAAAUUCUUUAAUAUUCAUGUCAAAAACCAGAAACCCAUUUUCUUCAUUUCUUAAUUGUUUUGUGUUUUUAUGAGCGAUUAAGUCGAAAUUAGCAUCAAGAGCCUUUUCAUCUCACACAGUGAACUAAAUGGGAAGAAAUCUGAGUCCUGUGGUUAAGCGAGAACUGGAAAAUCUGGAUAAAGACGCCGAUAGCAGGAAAUCAGCCAUGAAAGCAUUGAAAUCUUACGUCAAAGAUUUGGAUUCAAAGGCGAUUCCGAUCUUUCUUGCUCAAGUUUCUGAAACCAAUGACACCGGAACAACUUCAGGUGAAUACACAAUCUCACUUUACGAAGCUCUUGCUCGUGUUCAUGGCACAAAGAUUGUCCCCCAAAUCGACAACAUCAUGUCCACCAUUAUCAAGACCUUAAAAUCCACCGUAACAUCUUUCGCUCUUCACCAAGCUUGCUCAAAGGUAGUCCCCGCCAUUGCUAGAUACGGAAUCGACCCCACCACUCCAGACGACAAAAAAAGACGAAUCAUUCAUUCCCUUUGUAAACCCCUUUCCGAUUCCCUUUUAGCUAAUCAAGAAAGUUUAUCUUCUGGCGCUGCUCUCUGUUUAAAAGCUCUUGUUGACUCUGAUAACUGGCGAUUUGCUUCAAGUGAAAUGGUGAAUGAAGUAUGUCAAAGAGUUGUUGGGGCUUUGGAAAAACCUAUGCAGAGUAAUUCACAUAUGGGGUUAGUUAUGUCUCUCGCUAAACAUAACAGUUUAGUCGUUGAAGCUUAUGCGCGAUUGUUGAUUUGGUCGGGUGUUACGAUAUUGAAUACGGGUGCUUCAGAGGGGAACUCUCAGAAACGAUUGGUUGCAAUUCAAAUGAUUAAUUUUCUCAUGAAGUGUUUGGAUUACAAGUGUAUAAUGUCUGAACUUAACUUUGUAAUUGAAGAAAUGGAGAAGUGUGAAGGCGAAGGUGAUCAAAUGGCGUAUGUUAAAGGUGCUGCCUUUGAAGCAAUGGAAACAGCAAAGAGAAUCUUGAUUGAAAAAGGUUCGAAAUUUAAGCAAAAUGGUAAAAAGGGUGAAUCUGAUUUCACUUUAUCACCUGAAUCACAAACCAUGAGUUCAUUCGGUGGGUAUACUUCCAUGGUUGACUCACCCGUUUCAGUUGUUGACUCUUCAAAAAGUGUGAGUAGAAAGCUUUGGAGGCAUGACAAUGGUGUGGUGGAUGUUUCUUUGAAAGAUGGGUUGUUUUCAAGUAACAAAAGUGUUAAUGAAAACGGGUUUUGUGAAGAUGAAGGAGAUUAUGAAGAUGGGUUUUCAGGAUUCUUUCAGAAAAGUUCAAGAAGUGUUACUCCUAGUCCUCAGAGAGCUCGAUCUUAUAUGGAUAUUGAGAAUGUUAAGAUGUAUACAACUCCAAGAAAGCAUGUUGAUGAAAAUGUUGUUGUGAGUGAUCUUAGUGAUUGUGUCACUCAUGAAGAUGAUGAACAUGAUAAUCUUACUUCAGAAUCAAUGUCUUCAACUCAAGUCAUUACACAUGGAGAUGAAUUAGUUCUUGAAACUAAAGCAACAGUUUGGUUGUACUUUGGUUGA
Molecule: messenger RNA, 1742 nt
Organism: Lactuca saligna
Lineage: Eukaryota; Viridiplantae; Streptophyta; Magnoliopsida; Asterales; Asteraceae
Source: the annotation of a GenBank genome assembly